AUGAACCUAUGGAGGAAGGUUGAGCCACAAGAGCAGCCGCAAGAGGAGGAAAGAACUCCCCAUGUACCAAGAGCACUACAAUGCUCUUCUCCAUGGACUUUGGACACCAAGUACCCACAUGUUGACACAAUGAAGGCCCUUGGAAUCUUUGAGGAUGUGGAGCUAAUUCUCAAGAACAUGCACUUGGCCAAGCUUCUUCUCUUAUCACAUGGAAUCCUACAAGGAGCUCACUUGCGAGUUCUUAGCUUCAAUGAGGUACCACAUGUAGAAGAGGAAGAUAGAGCUGAUUUGGACCAAGGAUUGGGAUGGAUCACGUUCUUGGCUAAGGGAGAGAAGAGAAUGGUGACCUUUAGGCAGCUUGGAGAUCUUGUUUGGGUUCAACUAUGGAGAGGGACCAAGUGGAACUUCAAGGAAAAGGAACUCCAAAGGGUUUGGGCUACAAUCGCUGAUGGAGUACUCUUCCUCAAGGUCCAAGGCAGCUCAAUCAGGAGCCCAGUCUUGAGGUAUGUGCACAAGGCACUUGCCAACACCUUCUUUGCAAGGAAGGCACCGGGACAAUCAACGAGGGGGAACUCAAGUUUCUUGACAUGGGAAUCAAGCCCAUUCUCUCACGCACAAGCGAUGGCAAGAGGAUCAGGGGAGAUAGAUCAACACAGGAACUUGAUGCCUUCCUUGACAUCUCCUCACCUACAAGACCACGCCUACAACACUAGACAUCAACAAGGGAGGAAGCUAAGUGUUGGAGGGCUCAUCACUCCUAUCUUGUGUGCUGCUGGAGUGAACCCAACUGAUAGGAGAGCCACUGAACCAGGUUGGAUGGACAUCAAGUUUUGCAAGACCAACCUCAUUGAGCACAAGGAGUUGGAUGGGAGGUUCCAAUUCAAGUUCACACAUCCAUUGGCUGGACCCUUCCAAGUUCUCCUGCCCAACCCAGAGCUCACCACAGUAGUAAGGGGUGAGAACAUUGACUUCAGACCCCCUGUGUACACAUUAGUUGGGCAUGAGGAUGAUUUGCGAGAAGAGGAGCCUGAGCUCGAUCGAGCUGAGGAUCGAGCUGAGUCAGCUGAGGAUCGAGCCAGGAAUGCGGAUUUGGGUGAGCCUGAGUGCUACUACUUUGAGGAGUAUGAGGCUCCAAGGAUGAACCCCUCUGUUGUGGCUGCCACAAGAGGAUUGGACUUCUCCAAAAGUUCAACAAAUGGCAAGGGAAAGCCAUGGAAAGAUGCAAAAGUCCAUGGACAAGAUGGUGAGCAAGAUCAAGAGUUUGGAGAAGAAGGUUUCUGGUUCUUCAUCAAGAAGAAGAAGUCCAAGGCCCCCACAUUCCCUAGGAGUAGAUCACUUCCUCACCACUCCAAGGAGGCUCCCUGCCCAAGAGCCUCACAGAGCCUCUUCUUUCGAGCCAAGGGAAGGAGAGACAACACGCAGAGAAGGAGGAAGAGUUCCAAGGCCAGACGCUCCAGCUCGACCACCGGACUCGAUCGAGUCCAAACAGAGGAAACUCAACUCGAUCGAGCUGACGGUCGAGUUGGGAGGAGCAGUUUGAGACCCUGGAUUUGA
Molecule: messenger RNA, 1554 nt
Organism: Microthlaspi erraticum
Lineage: Eukaryota; Viridiplantae; Streptophyta; Magnoliopsida; Brassicales; Brassicaceae
Source: the annotation of a GenBank genome assembly